This is a messenger RNA of Carcharodon carcharias (great white shark), 4374 nucleotides long. RefSeq names its product un-named sa1614. The coding region runs from base 185 to 3205 and encodes 1006 amino acids. Gene Ontology annotation, cellular component: cytoplasm. The transcript has 28 exons. Gene Ontology annotation, biological process: positive regulation of GTPase activity. Lineage: Eukaryota; Metazoa; Chordata; Chondrichthyes; Lamniformes; Lamnidae. Gene Ontology annotation, molecular function: protein binding; GTPase activator activity. The record is from RefSeq and is a predicted model, not a curated record.
CCGCCGGCAGAGGCGGGCGGGCGGCUGUCAGGAGGAUGAGAGUGUUUGUCAGUCAGUGAUCCUGCCUUUUUCAGAGUCUGACUGUUUCUCUCUCUCUCUCUCCCCCUCCCCUUAUCUGAAACUCCCUCCUCAAUUUUUCUCUUAGUUUUCUAGAAAGGGAAACAAACCCACAUUGAAAAAAAAGAUGCCGGAGGUGAUCUCUGUGCAAGAAUUUAUCUGCGAAACUCUGGAGGACCACAGCUCGCCGACAACCUCCUCCUUCACCACCAAAAUGGCAAACUGCAGGAACACAGUGACUACACUCGAGGAGGCUUUAGACAAGGACAGGUCUGUACUCCAUAAAAUGAAGAAAGCAGUGAAAGUGAGAUGUACCUCAGGUCAAGAUGACAUAUCCUUUCAGGAAGCAUUCAUUAAUGAGCUGGAAAAACUUGUAGCUAAUUUCCAAAGUACUGAAGAAUCAGUAUUGGCUGAAGCUUUCAGUAAAUGUGCAGAGUCUUCCAAAGAGCUGCUGACACCAAUGAAAAACCUGUUGCAGAGUGUGAAUCAUUUUGUCUUUUUCCUGAACUCUGUGCUGAAAGGAGAACUGAAAGGAGUCAAGGGGGAUUUAAAGAAGCCCUUUGAAAAAGCUUGGAAAGAUUAUGAAGGCAAAUUUACUAAAAUUGAAAAAGAGAAAAGAGAACUUGCAAAGCAGUAUGGAAUGGUACGAAUUGAGGUGACUGGAGGUGAAAUAGCAGAGGAGAUGGAAAAGGAACGGAGGAUGUUUCAGCUGCAGAUGUGUGAGUAUUUGAUCAAAGUAAAUGAGAUAAAGACAAAGAAAGGAGUGGACUUGCUACAGAACCUCACCAAGUAUUAUCAUGCACAGUACAUUUUCUUUCAGGAAGGCUUGAAAACAGCUGAGAAGAUCAGGCAUUAUGUUGAAAUGCUUGCGGCAGAUUUACAGAAUAUUAAGCAGAACCAGGAUGAGGAAAAGAAGCAGCUCUGCAGCCUUCGCGAUCAGCUCAAACCAGCAUUACAGUUGGACCACAAAGAGGAUUCUGUGAGUCGCCAGUCUCUGUACAGCAUGCACCAACUCCAGGGCAAUAAGCAAUAUGGCACUGAAAAAAUAGGAAUCCUGUAUAAGAAAAGUGAUGGGUUGAGGAAAGUUUGGCAGAAGAGGAAAUGCAUCAUAAAGAACUGUUACCUGACCAUAUCGCAUGGAACACCCAACCGGCAGCCAGCGAAGCUCAAUCUCCUGACCUGUCAAGUGAAACCCAGUUUGGAAGAUAAAAAGUGCUUUGACCUCAUUUCACAUAACCGCACAUAUCACUUCCUGGCAGAUGAUGAGCAGGAUUGCAUGGUGUGGAUCUCUGUUCUAACCAAUUGCAAGCAAGAAGCUCUAAGUGUGGCUUUCCACGAACACCACAGUGGUACAGAGAACAGUGUUGAAGAUCUAACUAAAGCCAUUAUCGAAGAUGUCCAGCAUAUGCCCGGGAAUAGUGAGUGCUGUGACUGUGGGGCAGCAGGUCCAACUUGGCUUUCUACCAAUCUUGGGAUUCUGAUAUGUAUAGAAUGUUCUGGAAUUCACCGGGAGAUGGGUGUACAUUAUUCCCGGAUACAGUCUCUCUCACUAGACAAGCUUGGGACCUCUGAACUAUUGGUGGCAAAGAAUGUUGGAAACACCAGAUUUAAUGAGCUUAUGGAGGCUAAUCUCCCAAGUUUAUCAGUAAAACCAAGAACAGACAGUCCCAUGACAAUGCGAAAAGAUUACAUCAUUUCAAAAUACAUAGAUCGUCAAUAUGUGAAACAGAACAAUAGUGCCCCUGUGACAAAGUUGAAUAAUUUGUACACUGCUGUAAAAUGCAAGGAUAUAAUUGCAUUGAUACAGGCCUAUGCAGAAAAGGUCAACCUUAGUGAAUCACUGCCAUCAUAUGCACAGGAACCAGGAGAGACUGCUCUUCACCUCGCUGUACAGCUUGCUGAUCUCACCUCCCUGCACAUUGUGGACUUUCUUGUGCAAAACUGUGGAAACCUUAGCAAGCAGACCAUGAAAGGAAACACAGCUCUUCAUUACUCCUGUCUAUUCAAUAAAACAGAAUGCCUCAAACUGCUCCUGAGAGCCAAGGUCGACACCACUAUUUCAAAUGAAGAUAGAGAGACUGCUAUGGACAUUGCUCGGAGACUGAAAUACCAACACUGUGAAGAGUUGUUGACUCAGGCAAAGCUACACCAGUUUAAUCUACACACUAACGUGGAGUAUGAAUGGCGACUGGGACAGGAUGAUUAUUAUGAGAGUGAUGAUGAUCUUGAUGAUAAGCAGGGACCUGUUAAAAGGGAACGUUCUCUUCGGCCGUACAGUUGUUAUCAGCCUGCUAGCAAACAGUCUCUGAGCUCAGAGAAGCCUAUCACAGUGGCCAUCAGCAAAGACUCUUCCAGCAUACCACGUGAUCGCCGACGUGAGCAGUCACGCAAUAUAGAAUCUCCUUCGUCAGAGGGUCCUCCUAUUCCUCCCAGAAUCCCCAUCAAAGCCCCAAAUGUUCCGCCUCCUCCUCCUCCACCACCUCCUAUCCUCAAUCCUUCUGCUGGAUCGGCAGCCUUUACCUCCGACAACCCUUCAACUAAGAAACGUCCACCUCUGCCCCCGCUGACAACCAAACAUAAACGGACAUUAUCUGAACCCACUCCAGGAGUACCACAUAGCCCGCUGAGUCGCAAGCAAUCCUCAUUUGAUUCUAGUCCACCUUCAAGUCCACCUGCUCCUAUGGUGGAUAGAUCUUCACCAAAGUCAAGCAUUGUGUCUCCAAAAGCAUUACCUGGUCUUCAUUCUCUCCCAGAAUUACCAGAGACAGUGGUUCAGAAGAAACCUGAGCAAAUCUACUCCAUACCCAAAAAAUCUCAAGAUGUUCGAGAGGCCAGCCAGAGGUCACCAUGGCCCCCCACUUCACCCAUAAGGUCUUCCUUUGCUGCACCAAAUAAUGAUAUAUACGCUGUGCCCAGAAACCCAAUACCUCUUCCCCGGAAAAUGAAUGUGACAAAACCCAGAAUUCGUAGAGGAAGAGCCAUUUACAAUUGUACAGCAGAUCAUGCUGAUGAACUUACAUUCAUGGAAGGAGAGGUGAUAGUAGUUAUUGGAGAGGAAGAUCAGGAGUGGUGGAAUGGCUACAUAGAUGGACAGCCACACAGAAAAGGUCUUUUCCCUGCAUCUUUUAUCCAGCUACAAACAAGCUAACAGAUCCCAGCCUUCAGCCUGGGCAAUUAAAGAUAAGACCAAUGUCAUUCGCUUCUUCUGAAUCAUUUACUCCUUGGAGUUCGAAGCGUCUAUCAAUUUUACUGAAAGUCAGUCGUCAUUUGAAAGUCAUCUCUAAUGACCAUGAACAGCGAGCCAGUCCUUCUAAUGCAACAGCCCUUCCGAGGGGAGAAGUUAUACUGGUACAUUGGCCAGUUCGAUGAAACCCUAAUUGGUGGGUCAUCUUCAGGAAAGACCUAGAUUGCUGUUUUAAGGCAGGUUGCUGUUUAAUUAGUACGGCGCUAAGUGUAUGCCUUACUGUACUUUGCUAAUGUCUGUUGGUAUAUAAAAAGAUUAUUUCUUUCCAACAAGUAAAAUUAUUCAGUUAUACAUGUUUAAGAAUUUGAAAUGGUCAUCAAAUGCCAUUGUUUUGAAUUAGCCAUAUAAAUAUAUAUAAUAUAUAUAUAAAUAUAUAUAUUUGAUAUAUAUAUGUUAUAUAUGAAAAAACCUAGUGUUAGAAGUGGUUGUGCUCGAAGAGGUCAACACAUGACCACAUUGACUGGUGUCAAGCGUCUAAUGAGGAGAAAGGAGCAUCUCUCCUUUAUGUCGCUGCUUUCUUUGCUGUCACUUCCAAAUAAUUCUCUUGAGCAAGCAGAAAUUAUGACAAUCCGUGAUGGGAAAUAGCCUCCAGGUGACAGGGGAGAAAAAAUGUGAGAAAAAUUAUGGAAAAGUUUAUGUAUUUUUAUUUUUAAAGAUGGCAUGUAAUAAUUUAAAAAUGCUAACUGUUAAUAAAAAUGAAUUCCUAUACUGUAUUUAAAAUAUGAUAGACUUUGGAUUAUCAAACUUAGUUUGGAUUUGUGUUUACCAUGCAGUAAAUGUGCUUAAAUGGAUGACUGAGAUUCAGAAUAUAGAUCAAGAUUAAAAUUAAAAACAUUUCCUCUACCCUCCCCUGACCCCCUUCCAAAUGUAUACCAGGAAGGAGGGGAUAUAUUAUGUUGAUUGGUCGUUGCUUAUAGUUGUGAAUGGCUGCACAGAUUUGUAUGGGCUGAAUUUAUACAAGUGAACUACCUCUUUGGAGUGUGAAAUGAAAACAAAGCACUGGAAACAUUCAGCAGGUCUGGCAACAUCUAUGGAGAGAGAAUCAGAGUUAACGUUUCGAGUCAAAGAAAGUC